UGAAAACUGUUGCUUUAGGUAUUAUUAUAGAUGGAAUUUUUAUGGUGCCUUUUGCUUGCAUUAAUUUUUAUAUUUCAGGAAUUUUUAUUUUGAUGGAAUUUGAAAAGAAAAACUUCCUGCUAUUAUAGAUAUGAACAGGACACAUUCUUCAAAAAAGAACAACUGUGUAAUAUCGGGAGCUGAUUUAUGUAAAUUUUAUAAUAGACCAAUAGAGAUUACUUCAAAGGUUGGUGACAUUGUUGAAGAAGAGAAAGAAAUCAGUUUUGUUCGUUGUGAUACUGACAUAUCUGUUGUGGAUAAAUUUAUAUCAAAGGGUACACAAACAGAUUAUAGAGAAAAUGAGACUCAAACAGAUCCUUGGGAUCCACCUUCCAAAAUAACUAAAAUUCGAGAAGAACCUGAAGUCUUGUCCAUACAAAAUUUAACUUUUGGUAGUGGCCUUCCUGCAAGCCUUUUGGAAGUAAAUUAUAUCUCAGAAUUAAGGAAAAAUAGAAAAUUGAAAGCAGAAGCAGAAUCUUCAGAAGAUGAUGAAGCAUUCAAAAGGAAGAAACAGAUAACUUGUAGUCAAGUUAGAAAUGACUGGAAUUAUAAAAUUUCUAUUUUAAAUGAGAAGCAGUAUGAGAAAUACAAUGCAUUGAAGUCCUCUUUAAUUGAUGAAAUGAAAAGACAUUCAGACAGAAAGGAAAAAUUUCUCACUACUUUGUGGAAUCACAAAAUGGCUGAAAUGAACAAGCAAAAUUGCAAAUUACAACAGAAGUUGAGGAAAGAAAUAAAUGUUUUAGAAUCUGGCAUUUUGAGCAAAGAAUCUGAUAUUUUGGGAACUGGUGAUAUUCAUGAGAGAUUUUCGGUCAAAUCUACUAAAGCCAAAGCCACAAUCAGCAAAGGAACAGAGUAUAUGCUUUCGAAUUAUUACUUAACUGAUCCUGCUGGUUUAUCUUCUGUAAAAAGUUGGCUUGACACAAAGACAGAUGGUUUGAAAACUGAAAUACCAUUAUCAAAAGUUUUUAAGAGAUCACAGAAAGAACGGCUUGCAGAACAGGCAUAUUUAAACAUCCUAGAGAAAAAGCGUAGCAAAUUGCCACCGAAAAUUUAUCGCGAAGAUUAUGUGAAGGAAGAACUUCCAGCACCCACUGUUAAAGCUGAAGAUGUGAUAGAAUUUUUUGAUUUUGAAGAGAAAAAAGUGGAUUUGGUCACAGUUUGGCAGAAAGCAUUACGUGGUUUAGCACGUCAGAAACAAAUGCUAGAGUUGAUAGAAUGCCAUAAAGAGAGCCUUUCUACUGUUUUAUCGCCACUUUAUCCGGGAAUCGCUGAAUCAUGAAAUGAAUUAUCAAAGUAACCAAAUAAUGAUUUUAUUAAAAAGUUUGUAUUUUUUGAACUCUAAUUCAGGAAGGAUGUUUAUUUUUUUGAAAAUUUUAUGCUGAGCUUACAUUUCUUGUCAUCAUGUUAGAUUUCAUAUCAAAAUUGUUAGUAUUAUAUUUUUACUUAUUUUGUUUCAUUGUUAAUAUUCAUAUUCUCAAUUUUAUUUCCUUUUUUUUUAUGUGUUUAUUUAUUAUACUAUAUAAAAAUAGAGCAUGUUGCUCUUUUUUGUAUAUUUG
Molecule: messenger RNA, 1595 nt
Organism: Argiope bruennichi
Lineage: Eukaryota; Metazoa; Arthropoda; Arachnida; Araneae; Araneidae
Product: cilia- and flagella-associated protein 91-like
Exons: 10
Coding region: 131-1318 (395 amino acids)
Source: RefSeq, a predicted model, not a curated record